This is a messenger RNA of Sycon ciliatum, 2004 nucleotides long. RefSeq lists its product as uncharacterized. The record is from RefSeq and is a predicted model, not a curated record. NCBI's taxonomy places the organism in Eukaryota, Metazoa, Porifera, Calcarea, Leucosolenida, Sycettidae. Bases 195 to 1196 code for a protein of 333 amino acids. The transcript has 5 exons.
CUCGAACCACGCAUGUGCUUUUUUUGUUCUUGAUGAAUCUCGCACAGCUAGCUUGAGAGUCGUAGUAACGACGUUUGUUGACUGAUGAAUGUUCGCCUUUCACCAUUCGUAAUGAAACGAAAGAGAUUUUGUUGAACGAAGCAACGAAUCGGACUUUCAUGACUUCUACAACACUUUGAGUGUUGAAUUUCACAAUGGCUACCACCAACAGCCCUGUUUGCGACAGAUGCGAGGAAAGUCCUGCGUUGUUCGAAUGUAACACUUGCUCGCCGGGAGAUGAAGUUUUCUAUCUCUGUAAUGGUUGUCACAGUCUAAUUCAUGUCGGAAAAUUCAAGUCACACGCAGUUAUAUCUCUCCUGGACAAGGCGAAACAAUCCAUACACGGCUGCGUGGAGAGGCUUCAAGAGAAGGAUGAUCUCAUUGCUGGUCAGCUAGACCGUGCCAAUAAUGCAAAGAAGCAGCUGCAGGAUUGUGAAAUCAUGGAGAACAAUGAGGAGGGGAAGAGAGUCGUCCGCAAGUUUGUAGUUACUGACGACAUCACCCUCCUGAACGGGGUGGUAUGCGCCGACGACGCGUUUUACCGCCCGGUGACUCACCCCUGCUGGUCGCACAUUGCCGAGACGGUGGGUCUGGGCAACGUCAAGAUGAGGAACCUGACGCCGCGCGCUGUCAAGGAAAGGGCCGAGCGGAUCGUGCGGCAGCAUCGUGCCGCCGACUGCUACAAGCACCGGCAGUCGGGCACGCCGGAGACGUACGCCGCCAAGGAUCGCCUCCUCGAGCAGGCAGCGGAGCUGUUCGACGAGGCGCGGUGCAACAAGGAGGCGCGGCGCAGCGGCAUCGGACAUCGGUACAAGCCAGAGGACGGCGCUGCCGUCGAGAGUCCGGCGGCAAGGGCACUGAGAAGUCCUCUCCUGUCGCCCGGCGACAAGAGGAAACCUGACGAGCAGGUGCCGACUGCUGACGCUGUAGCUACGAGUAUAUUAUUACCGCCCGUGGGCGGUGAGCUGAAGCGACCACGACUCCUGGACGGCAACACAGUCUCCGAGGUGAUACAGUAUCUGAAAGAGCGCGACGAGUUUGCCGAGGCGCGUCGCUGGGAAGAGCUGAGGCUGGAGCGGGAGAAGUUCGAGGCCAGCAAGGCCGAGCGAGAACAGAUGAUGACGAUCAUGUCAAAGCUGCUGGACAAGCUGCAGUAGGCGGUCAGACAGUCGUCACCGUGUGUUUCUCUACUACGGUGCCUUGGGGCUGCUAGGGACCAUGAGCGGUGUGUUCCAAUGGCUUAGGAUGGAACACUCUUGUGAGUACUAGUAUUGAUUAGUGCAGCUACCCGCGUGGUGUUGUGGCCAGCAGCUAUCUGCCAUAGCCCAACAGCCUGUUUGUCCAUGCGCAUAUCUGCGCGCCGUCGCUUUGUUGAUAUAUUUGUUUGAGAAUCCAAGGUGCAGCUACAUAUUUGUGUUGCAUGCUAGCUAAUGAUGAGAGAGAUUAGUGCCGAUAUAUUCCCUUACUUUGAAUAGGUUUAUUUUAUCUUCUCUCUUCUUCUUUUUUCCUUUUCGUAAUCAACACACUACAGAAUCAGCCGAAUCAAUAUUUCACAACGGAUUUUCUUUUUUUCUCCCUUUUCUUACUUCUCUGGCCUCUUCUCUUUUCUUGUUGGGUACUUCAGCAAUUGCCUUUCUGUUUGCGUUUGAUAUCUUGCCCUUCUGUUCAAGUGCUGCCAUCAGCUGGCUAUUGUAUAUCGCUAUGUGUGUGUGUGGGUGGGUGGGCGCGCGUGUGUCUGUGUGUGUGUGUAGAUGCACGUGUGCGUCCAUGCGUGUGUGUGUGUGUGUACGUGUACGUGUACUGUGUGUCCGCCUGUACUGUGUCCCCGGCGUUCAUGUGUUGUUUUGCUUGCUUGGCUUCGCUUGGCUUGAUUCAGUCAUCUUCAGUUUCCUUCAGGUGUUUUGUGGUCUCUAGAUGCUAAUGGCUCAGCAUGAAGUCUUGAGAACAAUUAGUGCAUAUACUUGA